AAGCUAAGCCCGAAACAUGAACGAGCCUGUCGGCCAUUGGUGUCCACUCGCUUAACAGCAAUGGGCACUGGAGUUGACAAUGUUGACGAUGAGGAGAAGGUGGCCGAUCCUGAUGCCUGGCAUUCUUGGAAGCCGAGAGUCUUCAAGGAGGUCCAGAUGCAGUACCGGCACCUUCUGGUGGGACCGGACCCCGAGGAGGCGUGGCAGGCGGCUCGCCACAGCGCUGUGGAGAGGAGCUACUGCCGGAUGUGCAUCAAGAGGCCGAGACGGGCCGAGACCGAGACGCUGGGCUUCUUCUUGGGCGAAGAGGACGGCUUUCGCGAUGACGGCAUGGUCGAGCCCUUUCAACCGCCGCAGGAGGCGGACACACGGCCGGUGCCCCGCUGGCUUACGGAGGCAGCACUGCUGCUGAAGAACCCAGGGCGUUCUUCGUCCGCGGAGGUCUUGGUCGAAGGUGAGGUGAUGCAGGUGAGCCUGCUGUCCACGCAGCAAGGGCUUCUGCUGUUGCCGGAGGGGAUGAUGUUCAGGCGGCUCUCCGGCUCUGCUUUUGCGGUGCCGCCGGGGUCCUCAUGCUGCCGGGACUGCUGUCGGCUGCGGGCGGCCUGGCGCGUCUGGUUCGCUCGCAACAACGAGCUGGUCUUGAGCACUGGAAGUGUGACGAGGCCCGAGGAGGCGGUCGAGCUAGUGCUGGAUGAGGAUGAACUGAUCAUGGCCCUUGAGCUGGCCCUGAAGCACUUGGAGGCCGGUGCCUCCUGCUGCAUCCGCGUGUCCGAGCACUGGGGCGUGGGGCCUCUUUUGCCCAGUGGAAAUCCCUCACUCAGGGGUGCGGCAGUGUGGAUCUAUUUGGUGUUGCAUGAGGUGACCAAUGAGCCUCUGCCCUUGGAGCACCCCGACGACACAAGCCGCCUGGAUUUCGCCCGCAGGAAGAAGGAGCAGGGCAACCUGCACUUCGCGAAAGGGGAUGUGGCGAGCUUGGCGCGGGCCGUGCGCCGCUAUGCUUCUGGUGCGGCUGCGGCAGAGGCAGCUGAAGGGGAUGAGGCUGCACAGUUGCUGACGAUGAUGUGCUUGAAUGGUGCGCAGGCACAGUUGAGGAGGGGACGCUUCGAGGAGGCGAUCCAGCUUUGCGACCGUGUCCUGGGAACUGGCCCCAACAUCAAGGCCUUCUUCCGUCGUGCGGCCGCGCGUGAAGCGCUGGGUGAUUACCUCGGCGCAGAGGAGGAUCUGCGGACAGCAGCAAAGAGGUCGGAUGAUCCUGCUCUCCGACAGCAACUUGCCAAAGUGCAGGGGCUACGGCAGCAGCAGAAAGAGCAGCAGAGGCAAGCCUAUGGAGGAGUCUUCGAAAAGAUGAAGUUGCAGGAUGAGGAAAAAGAAAAGAAGGAAAAGGAAGCUUCAGAAAGGAGGGCCAAAGAAGCCCAGAAAGAAGCUGAGGAAAGGGCCAAAGAGGCCCAGCGCAUGCAAGCACAGGAGCAGGAGAGGACUCAAGAGGAGCAGGCCAAGGCCACAGUGGAAUCCUUGAUGAAGUCGGAGGAGCCAGCUGAAGAUUUCCGCAAUGUGCGCUUGUCGACUGGACCAGAGGAAAAGGGCGUGACUGCCCUAAUGCCGCCUCCGAACACGCACGUCACACCUCCCCCGCCGCCGGUGGAAGAUUACCAGGUGCCUUCGUUCUUGCUCCGAAAGCAGAAAAAACCGCUGACGCGGGAUUCCAAAUGAGCAGAAUCUGUAGAAAAGAGGCGAACCUUGCGGCUGUCCUAGACGAACAUCCAGCAUUAUCAAGCCGGAUCCUGGAUUGC
Molecule: messenger RNA, 1790 nt
Organism: Durusdinium trenchii
Lineage: Eukaryota; Dinophyceae; Suessiales; Symbiodiniaceae
Source: the annotation of a GenBank genome assembly